UUGUACACUGACACAUCACAUUCAGGUACUGUAUUCCGUGAACCUAUCAUUGUGAAGAAUGUUCCAAGGCUUGUCAACACAUGGACGAAACCAAUCAUAAUUGGCCGUCAUGCUCACGCUGACCAGUACAAAGCCACUGAUUUUGUCGUUCCGGGAGCUGGCAAGUUGGAAAUCAGAUUUGUACCCGCUGACGGUGGCGAGGAGAUUAAACACGAGGUGUUUGAGUUCAAGGGACCUGGAGUGUCACUCUCAAUGUAUAACACUGAUGAAUCAAUCAGGGACUUUGCUCAUGCAUCCUUCAAGUACGCCCUUCAGCGAGGUUAUCCCCUCUACUUGUCCACCAAGAACACUAUUCUGAAGAAGUACGAUGGUAGAUUCAAGGACAUCUUCGCAGAGAUCUAUCCGGAGUAUGAAUCCCAAUACAAGGCUGCUGGUAUCUGGUAUGAACACCGGCUCAUAGAUGAUAUGGUAGCCCAAGCAAUGAAAAGCAAUGGCGGGUUUGUUUGGGCAUGCAAGAAUUAUGACGGUGACGUACAGUCUGACUCCGUCGCUCAAGGAUACGGGUCGUUGGGUCUCAUGACAUCGGUGUUAGUGUGCCCUGAUGGCAGAACCGUUGAAGCAGAAGCUGCUCAUGGUACUGUCACUCGCCACUAUCGCAUGCAUCAGAAGGGUCAGGAGACUUCGACUAAUCCAAUAGCAUCUAUCUUCGCUUGGACUCGAGGCUUGGCUCACAGAGCUUUACUUGACCAUAACGAGGAACUGGCAAGAUUUGCAGAAAAUCUUGAAAAGGUCUGUAUCCAAACCAUGGAAGAUGGUUACCUCACCAAAGAUCUUGCUAUAUGUAUCAAGGGCCUGAGCAAUGUUACGCGUGCAGAUUAUCUGAACACGUUUGAAUUCAUGGAUAAACUUGCCGAAAACUUGGCGAAAAAACAAGCUCAUCUUUAA
This is a messenger RNA of Cooperia oncophora, 945 nucleotides long. The record is from the annotation of a GenBank genome assembly. NCBI's taxonomy places the organism in Eukaryota, Metazoa, Nematoda, Chromadorea, Rhabditida, Trichostrongylidae.